Molecule: messenger RNA, 898 nt
Organism: Lucilia cuprina (Australian sheep blowfly)
Lineage: Eukaryota; Metazoa; Arthropoda; Insecta; Diptera; Calliphoridae
Exons: 4
Coding region: 12-791 (259 amino acids)
Source: RefSeq, a predicted model, not a curated record
CCAUUACCUACAUGAAAAAUCUAGAAUCUUUAAAUGUCUCCAAAAAUCGUUUAAAACGUUUGCCCUUACAACUUUGGGAGUGCGGCAGACUAAAUGAGCUGAAUAUCAGUGAUAAUAUAGACAUAUGGCAUAUACCGGAAAGAAUCUCCUACAUGCAAUCAUUGCAAAUGUUAUCAGCGGAUCGUUGUUCCUUACUUUAUUUACCCGUGGCUUUAGCAAAAUUUAUAGACUAUUUGAGAAUUUUUAAUAAUUCCGCCAUUACACACAUACCUAUUAUCUAUGAGAAAUUCUAUCAAAAUUAUUAUGAAACACCCACAAAAAUGCAAACUGUACCUGUAAGCAGAGACGAUUUCUUUUGGGUUAUCGAAAAAGAAACAUUUACCAAACUUCUACUGCCUAUCGGUACAAAGAAAGUCUUUCGUGUACCUUCUAAAGAGAAUCAAGUGACUCUCUAUGAUGACUGCCUAAAAGCUUUAGAAUACUUAAAUAAACUUUCGCCAUUUUAUGAAAAUCCAGUAUUGAAAUAUAUACUGCCAGAAAGGUAUAUGGUAGAUCAUAUACGUAAUGGACCUAUAGGCAGAUGUACGGUAUUUAAAUGUUCAAAUCCUUUAUUUACCACCUACUAUUUUAUGGUGGUUAAGAGACGUGCCAGCCGAUCUAAGCAAUUAUUUACUUGUUAUUUUUGUACUCAAUACUGCGCAAAUUUAUGGCUAAUGGAUAAUCAUAAAAAGUACUAUUGUGUGGAUUGGGAGGUGUGCGAUGAUUACAUUGAUGAAAAAUUAAAGAUAUAAUCAUCAUAAUUAGGUAAAAUUUUUAGUUCAUAGGUAGCAACCAACAUUAUAGUACAAUUAUAUAUAUUAAAAUUCAAAAAUAAAUAGACAAACUUUUAAUAAAUCAA